AUGCAACUUCACAAAGAGCUCUAUUACAAGCUUCAGCACCUCGAGGCGCACCAUAGUGUGUUGCCGCAGGCUAGGGACGUCCUGAUUUCGUUGUUUUCUGAGACUCUUGAGCAGGCAUGUAAGGCACCAAAUACCGGGAUCCUAUCGAUCGAGCAGUACUCACGAGAUGCGUUGCUGGAAUUCCAACAAAGAGAAGACAAUAAAGUCAUGGACCUGUGGGAACAAUAUUUAGCUAGAAGGAGGGCUAAAGGACCAAGAGAGAUGUUUUCGACGAGAGAGGAAGCUAAGUGGUGGCUUUUGCAAAGCUCGCCGGUGAAAUAUGUCGAUGGGGCUUGGUUGGGACACAUAAACAAGAUAACCACUCCGUUUGGUCUUCGUCGGGUGGUGAAAAAUGCAUGGCAGGUACUUUCGGAAGAGCUUGGGGAUGGAGACCUUGAAAAGAACCACGUUUAUCUUUACCGUCAACUCAUGGAAACCGUGGAGCCUGGGUUUCCAGCUGGUGACGAUAUCGAUUUUAUAGAUCCCCGGCACGGGUUAAAUGAGUAUGGGGUCUGGAAAGCCGCGAUCGCACAAUUGUUGAUCUCGCUUUUCCCGCAUCAAUUUUUACCAGAAAUAAUCGGAUUUAACAUGCAUUACGAAGCCAUGGCACUGGAGACAUUGAAGGUUUCUAAAGAGCUAAAAGAACUGGGAUACGACCCAUAUUAUUUCGUUCUUCACAUUUCAAUCGACAACGCGGACUCCGGUCAUACCGCAAUCGCCCUUGAAACCGCUAUGGAGUAUCUCGAGUUAAUUCAGAAACGAGAUGGAGACGCUGCCGCAAAACAUACUUGGAAGCGUAUUCAAGUUGGUUAUAUUCUCUCGAAAGGUCUCCCAACGGCCCCUGUCUGCCCGAAGUUCAGGACACUCAACACUGUUUUACCCACAGAGCGGGAGAUAUUUCCUCGCAAUUCACUAGAGGCAGAGGUGAUCCGAAUCUUCAAAGCUAAAGCUCUAGUUUCGCAAAAGAUACAUUGCAACAGCAAAAUCAAAUUUGGAGGCCGUACAAUUACUGAAUGGUUGAUACCAAAUGGAUUGGAGUCGCAGCAACAUCAAAUACAGUUCCUAGAUGCGCUUAGCAAUGCUGAACCGUGGAUAUUCAAGGGGGACAGUGAUAAGAGCCGACUCAUGAAAGAGCUUUCCUGGCAAGGAAGAAUGUUCGGCUCUUUCACGCAGUCGGAAGUCCUCGCGGUAAAGAGAUGGAUCGAUUCCUUGGGAGGAACCGGCUUCGUUUCAGACCCAGCUUAUUACUGGAGUUUUAUAAACGAGUCUGAAAUAUCCUCCAACAAAGCUUUCAAAAGCCUCGAUAUCAGGGUGCAUCACCCGGUGUUUUCACAGCUUCCAGCUAACAAUAUUUUAGCACAACUUUUGCCUUCAACAACUCACCUCCCAAGAGCGUCGAGGAUUGAGACGACAGUUCCAGCGAAUUGGGAAAGGUUUUUCCCACUGUGGUUUACCCACCCUUGCCUCCUCGAACAUUUUAUUUGCAUACCUGCGCAAACUACGACCCCGAUGGCAUGCUCUAUUAUUCGAGUGCUACGUGCUCAGUCAGGCUUUGGGCCAGAGGAUUCCAUGGUUGCUGGCAUGGAUGAAGUCCGGCGCAAGGAAAGCAUUGGGCUUGUUGAGUUAGGCCUCGAAAUGGUCAAGUUCUCUGGAUCCAUGGAGCCAACAUGCCUUAAAGAUGUUCUGGAAACUUGGAAGUCGGAUUUUGGGCUUUUGAUGCUCCAUUUAUGUCAACGUCCAAUCGAAAAUACUGGGCUCCUGUUGGGGCUUGCUAUGGCGUUUGUGGAUUUACACGACGCCGUUGCUUUGUCGCCAAUCCUACUCUCUAACGAUAGCCGUCGCCUAUUACAUGAUAUCGCAAAACGGGAGAGAGACAAUUUGGACCUCUGUCUCCAAGAGCUGGAAAGUACACCCCCCCGGUUUUUGGACUUCUGCCGCGGAUAUCAUCUUGGACGUGCAGAAAUUGAUAGGUGCUUCCUCUAA
Orbilia oligospora ATCC 24927 is the source of this 2022-nucleotide messenger RNA. RefSeq lists its product as uncharacterized. The record is from RefSeq and is a predicted model, not a curated record. Bases 1 to 2022 code for a protein of 673 amino acids. The transcript has a single exon. Lineage: Eukaryota; Fungi; Ascomycota; Orbiliomycetes; Orbiliales; Orbiliaceae.